CUUACCACAGUAUCUAACUGGCACUCUUAACCUCCGUGCGUACAGUCGGGAGGAAACAUUUUUCGACUUUUCCUCUUACCUACCGAAUAUUAUAUGUAAGCAUAAAAGUAGAAAAGCAUGCAGAUGUGUGUUUAGAGCGAUCGAAUCUAAUAUCUUCGCAACUUAAGUGUGUGUGUUUUAUAUAGUUAAAGGGAUUCAUCAGAUGUUUAGAGAUGUUAAAUCUGUCACCAUCAGUUUAUCGGAACGCUGAUGACGGAGAGCGGACGGUCACCAGUAAGAAGGUAUACUCGAGAAGACCUUGGUAUGCUCCACCAAUCGACCCUAUAGACCCAAUUGAUCCUUAUACAAAUUACGAACAAGAUUACAAAUCAGAGCAGAGUGGAGACUACUAUGGAGUUCUGGAAAAUGAUGACCCAGUAACGGUUAUCAACGUCGAACCUCUUGGACGAUUGGAGUCGUCUUCUCCCAGUCCGAAGUUAGAACAAACACCAACAGCGAGGACGGUUCCCGAAUUCUCGAUCGCCAAUGGUAUCAACUUAAGAGAAGCAGCACUCGUAGCUCUUGGCGGCGCAAGCGCAGCUUUAGUACUGCUCAUUGUGAUGGCGGGAGUAUUCUGCGCGCGCAGACGCAAGAACAGCCCCAGUCCUGUACCAUCACCACCAAUACUUGUCUAUCCCCCACAUGACAUCGCUGCUUCAUGCUACUUAACGAAGGAGGUAAACUUUUCGCUACCGACGCUGCGAUCGUCCUCCCUCGGCGAGUUGCGUGACGUCAGCGUGUCGAGUCUCAACAGUGACGUGCUCUGCCCGCCCACCAAUUCGCAGUACCGUUCAAAUUCUUUCACGAAUACAACCGAUUUGGGAGUUUUGGAUCCAUCGCUUUACAAAGCAGACCUUCUAGUUGAAGAUCAACUGUGGCCUGAAGGACACGUGGGGCGUGUGUGGUUCACGUUGAAGUACGAAUCGGGGACUGAGCGUCUUCAGGUGCAUAUUAUAAAGGCUAAGCAUCUACCUUCCCGUACACCCGCUCUUGCUAAUGCCUGCGACCCUUAUAUGAGGAUUCAACUUAUGCCCGAUGAAAGGCGAGUUCUGCAAACGAAACAAAAGAAGAAAACUUGCAAUCCGUUCUACGAUGAAACUUUCGUUUACCAAAUCCCACCAGGUAAAUUAGAAAGUUUGACGCUGAAGCUUUCGGUCCAUGACACGGGGAGAGUUGGUAGGAACAAGCAACUGAUAGGACAUAUAAUCCUACCACUCAGCGAACUGGAAGGAGUUGCUCCUGAUGAAGAGCCCCAACUUUACAAAUUAGAUAUUGAAAAGGAAAUUCAGGAUCCGACAUCAGAUUUGGGAGAAGUGCAAGUGUCGUUACUCUAUAAUGAAAAUCUGAAUCGACUCACUGUUACAGUAAUAGAAGCACGAAACCUAAAGCUGGAUCCAUCAUCAAGCAAGCGCGAAGUUGUGGCACGUGUCACACAAGAGCGAGCGUGCCGCGGUGUUAGAGCACGUCGCACCGCUGCCGUAGAAGUUUCCGAAGAUGGCACAGCCCUCAUUUCUGAGUGCUUUCACUUCCGACUGCGGGCGGAUGAACUACAUACCACCAGCGUCACCGUACAGGCUCUGCAACCACACUCCGUUUAUGCCAAAGAUCGCCUUUUAGGGAAGUUCGUGCUGGGCUCGUAUAUGUUCGCACGAGGACGCGCCUUGCAGCACUGGAAUUCAGCGAUAUCAAGUCCAAUGGAACAAGUGAAACAAUGGCAUCCACUCACAAACUAGAUAACAAUCACGCCCAAUGACAACCGAUCUUUUAGAU
Messenger RNA from Vanessa tameamea, 1809 nucleotides. Its product is annotated as synaptotagmin-15-like. The record is from RefSeq and is a predicted model, not a curated record. Gene Ontology annotation, cellular component: plasma membrane; exocytic vesicle. NCBI's taxonomy places the organism in Eukaryota, Metazoa, Arthropoda, Insecta, Lepidoptera, Nymphalidae. Gene Ontology annotation, biological process: calcium ion-regulated exocytosis of neurotransmitter; cellular response to calcium ion; regulation of calcium ion-dependent exocytosis. The coding region runs from base 213 to 1772 and encodes 519 amino acids. The transcript has 12 exons. Gene Ontology annotation, molecular function: calcium ion binding; calcium-dependent phospholipid binding; phosphatidylserine binding.